AUGGAACUAUCUCCUGAGUGCGGCAAGUUGUAACGGGCACCGCUAAGCCUGUUUCCCUUUGGGGCACUUCUUAUCUAGAAGCUGAGUAUAGUUUCUUCCAAACCGGGCUACUUUGCCCCCCCCUACCCUGUCCUGAGUAAGGAAAGAGCCUCCAAGCAUCAGCGGAGCCCCGAUGAACCCGGGCCGCAGAGCCGCUUAGCAGUCUCCCGGGACCCAGCUCCGGAGGAACCGCAAGCAUGCACCCUGGGUUGUGGCUGCUCCUGGUUACGUGGUGCCUCACUGAAGAACUGGCAGGAGCGGGAGAAAAGAAGUCUUAUGGAAAGCCAUGUGGAGGUCAAGACUGCAGUGGAGUCUGCAAAUGCUUUCCUGAAAAAGGAGCAAGAGGGCGACCUGGACCAAUUGGAAUUCAAGGUCCAACAGGCCCUCAAGGAUUCUCUGGCCUUACUGGUUUAUCAGGGUUGAAAGGAGAAAGGGGCUUACCAGGCCCUCUGGGACCUUAUGGAUCAAAAGGAGAUAAGGGUCCCAUGGGAGUUCCUGGCUUUCUUGGCAUCAAUGGGAUUCCGGGCCACCCUGGACCGCCAGGCCCCAGAGGCCCACCUGGUCUGGAUGGCUGUAAUGGAACUCAAGGAGCUGUUGGAUUUCCAGGCCCUGAUGGCUAUCCUGGGCUUCUUGGACCACCGGGGCUUCCUGGUCAGAAAGGUUCUAAAGGAGAGCCAGUCCUUGUUCAAGGUAGUUUCAAAGGAAUGAAGGGGGAUCCUGGGCUGCCUGGACUGGAUGGAAUCACUGGCCCACAAGGAACACCUGGAUCCCCUGGAGCUGCAGGACCCAUUGGACCACCAGGAUUGCAAGGUCCUCCAGGACCCCCUGGUUUCCCUGGUCCUGAUGGGAAUAUGGGGUUAGGUUUUCAAGGAGAAAAAGGAGUCAAGGGGGAUGUUGGCCUCCCUGGUCCAGCAGGACCUCCACCAUCUACUGGGGAGCUGGAAUUCAUGGGAUUUCCCAAGGGGAAGAAAGGAUCCAAGGGUGAACCAGGGCCUAAGGGUUUGCCAGGCAUAAGUGGCCCUCCAGGUUUUCCGGGACUUGGAACUACUGGAGAAAAGGGAGAAAAGGGAAUUCCUGGUUUGCCAGGACCUAGGGGUCCCAUAGGUUCAGAAGGAGUCCAAGGCCCUCCAGGAAGACAGGGCAAUAAGGGGUCUCCAGGUUUCCCAGGCCUUAAUGGUUUCCCAGGAAUUAAGGGUGAAAAGGGUGGCAUUGGCCUGCCAGGCCCAGACGUUUUCAUCGAUAUAGAUGGUGCUGUGAUCUCAGGUUAUCCUGGAGACCCCGGUGUACCAGGCCUCCCAGGUCUUAAAGGAGAUGAAGGCUUCCAGGGCAUGCGUGGUCCUUCGGGUAUCCCUGGCUUGCCAGCAUUAUCAGGUAUCCCAGGUGCCCUAGGGCCUCAGGGAUUUCUAGGAUUGAAGGGGGACCAAGGAAACCCAGGCCGCACUACAAUUGGGGCAGCUGGCCUCCCUGGCAGAGAUGGUUUGCCUGGCCCACCAGGCCCACCAGGCCCACCUGGUCCAGCAUUUGAGACUGGAACCCUACACAACAAAGAGCCUGGGUUCCCUGGUCUCCGAGGAGAACGAGGUCCAAAAGGAAACUCAGGCCUCAAAGGAAUAAAAGGGGACUCAGGCUUUUGUGCUUGUGAUGGUGGUGUCCCCAACACUGGACCCCCUGGGGAACCAGGCCUGCCUGGGCCACAAGGUCUCAUAGGCCUUCCAGGCCUUAAAGGAACCAAAGGAGAUCCAGGCUCUGGGGGCACACAGGGUCCAGCAGGGGCUCCGGGUUUAUCUGGGCCUCCAGGUCUCGCAGGUUCCAAAGGAGAGAAGGGAGAACCUAUUCUCAGUACAAGAUCAGGGAUGCCAGGGGAGCAGGGUGAUCCUGGCCCCCAGGGAUUCCCUGGUGUGACAGGAGCCCCAGGCAAUGAUGGAGUACCAGGUUCACCAGGUCUGCCAGGCCUUCCGGGUGAUGGAGGACAGGGUUUCCCAGGUGAAAAGGGGUUACCAGGACUUCCUGGUGGAAAAGGCCAGCGUGGUCCAAUUGGCUUCCCCGGAAUUGGGUUGCCAGGACCUCCUGGACCUCGUGGGCUUCCUGGAGAUAAAGGAGUAAAUGGAUUACCAGGGCAACAAGGCCUCCCUGGACUUCCAGGAAUCACCCUGCCCUGUAUUAUUCCUGGGUCAUUCGGUCCAGCAGGAUUCCCUGGAACUCCUGGAUUCCCAGGCCCUAAAGGGGCCCGUGGCCUCCCUGGAACUUUAGGCCAGCCUGGAUCACGUGGAAAUAAAGGAGAACCCGGGAGCCCAGGAUUGGUUCAUCUCCCUGAACUGCCAGGAUUUCCUGGACCUCGUGGGGAGAAGGGCUUGCCUGGAUUUCCUGGGCUCCCUGGAAAAGAUGGCUUGCCUGGAAAGGUUGGCAGUCCAGGUUUACCUGGUUCCAAGGGAACCCCUGGUGACAUCUUUGGUGCUGAAAAUGGUGCUCUGGGGGAGCAAGGCCUACAGGGAUUGCCAGGGGACAGAGGAUUUCCUGGAGACUCUGGCUUUCCAGGACCCAAGGGUGUGCAUGGGAAGCCUGGCUUGCUAGGCCCCAAAGGUGAUCGGGGCAGCCCAGGAAUACCAGGGCAGGUGGGACUGCCAGGUCUUCCAGGUUCCGGUGGUUUGUAUGGCAUCAAGGGCAAACCUGGGCUCCCAGGAGCGCCAGGCUUUCCAGGCAUUUCAGGACAUCCUGGAAAGAAAGGUUCAAGAGGCGAGAUAGGUCCCCCUGGAUCAUUUGGAAAGAGAGGUCUGCCUGGGCUAAAAGGCCUUCCUGGAUCUCCGGGGCUAGUUGGCUUGCUGGGAAGUCCAGGCUUGCCAGGGAGUAUCGGUUUGCCAGGCCUCCCAGGCCCAAAGGGUGAGAAGGGGUCCAUUGGACUGAUAGGUUUUCCAGGGGUGCCAGGUCUCCCUGGUAUUCCUGGAGCAAGUGGAUUAAAGGGAAUUCCAGGAUCUAUCGGAAAAAUAGGACCAUCUGGACAGGCUGGUAGUCCUGGUGAAAAGGGAGACAGAGGCGAUCCAGGGCCAGUUGGAAUACCCAGUCCAAGACCUCUUGUGCCAAACCUUUGGCUCAAAGGAGACAAAGGCUCUCAGGGCUCAGCCGGAUCAGAUGGAUUUCCUGGGCCCAGAGGUGACAAAGGAGACUCUGGCCACCCUGGGCCAUCAGGCCUGCCUGGAGUUUCUGGCUUCCCUAGCAUUAUCAAAGGACUUAUUGGGAGGCCAGGCUCCCCUGGCUCCAUAGGACUACGGGGCUUACCUGGCCUGAAAGGGUCCCCUGGGAUCACAGGCUUCCCAGGAAUGCCAGGAGAAAGUGGUUUACAGGGUCUCAGAGGGACUCCUGGACUCCCAGGAACAUCUGGUUUCCCAGGCUCAAAAGGGGAUCAAGGCCAAAUGCUUGAAAUUUCUGGUAGCCCAGGAUCCAGGGGACAACGUGGUGAAACUGGUUUUAAAGGUGCAAAAGGAAAAUAUGGGCAAAUUGGUGAUGUGGGUUUCCCAGGCAAUAAGGGUGAAAAUGGAAAAGUUGGUAUUUCUGGAGACCUUGGCCUUCCUGGCUCCCCAGGACUGCCAGGAAUUGCAGGUGUAAGAGGAGACCCAGGACUUCCAGGUCCCUCUGGUCACCCAGGGGCAACUGGGCCCCUGGGACCCCCUGGCUUAAUAGGACCCAAAGGCUUCCCUGGAUUUCCUGGUUUGCAUGGACUGAAUGGGCUUCCAGGCACCAAGGGUACCCAUGGCACUCCAGGACCCAGUAUCACUGGUGUGCCUGGGCCUGCUGGUCUACCUGGACCCAAAGGGGAGAGGGGAUCUCCAGGAACUGUCAUCGGAGCUCCAGGGAAGCCAGGCUUGAGAGGACAGAAAGGCAGUAGAGGUUUCCCAGGUCUUCCAGGCCCUGCUGGUCUCCUUGGUGCCCCAGGCAUCUCCUUGCCCUCAGUCAUAGCAGGACAGCCUGGUGACCCCGGGCGACCAGGCCUAGAUGGAGAACGAGGCCGCCCAGGCCCCCCUGGACCCCCAGGUCCCCCUGGGCCAUCCUCGGAUCAAGGCGACCCUGGAGACCCUGGCUUUCCUGGAAUUCCUGGUCCUCAAGGGCCCAAGGGAGACCAAGGAAUACCAGGUUUCUCUGGCCUCCCUGGAGAGCUAGGACUGAAAGGCAUGAGAGGUGAGCCCGGGUUCAUGGGGACUCCAGGCAAGGUUGGGCCACUUGGAGACCCAGGAUUUCCUGGGAUGAAAGGAAAGGCAGGGCCAAGAGGUUCUUCUGGCCCUCAAGGUGCUCCUGGAAAAACACCAGUUGCUGAAGCUGUCCAGGUUCCUCCUGGACCCUUGGGUCAACCAGGCAUUGACGGCAUUCCUGGCCUCACAGGGGACCCUGGAGUCCAAGGCCCUGCGGGCCUACAAGGCUCCAAAGGUUUACCUGGCAUCCCUGGCAAAGAUGGCCCCAGUGGGCUCCCUGGCCCUCCUGGGGGUCUUGGUGAUCCUGGUGUCCCUGGACUGCAAGGCCCUCCAGGAUUUGAAGGAGCACCAGGGCAGCAAGGCCCCCUGGGGAGGCCCGGAAUGCCUGGUCAGAGUGUGAAGGUGGGCUACACGCUGGUGAAGCACAGCCAAUCGGAACAGGUGCCCCUGUGCCCCAUCGGGAUGAGCCAGCUAUGGGUGGGUUACAGCUUGCUGUUCGUGGAGGGACAGGAGAAAGCCCACAACCAGGACCUGGGCUUUGCUGGCUCCUGCCUACCCCGCUUCAGCACCAUGCCCUUCAUCUACUGCAACAUCAACGAAGUGUGCCACUAUGCCAGGCGCAACGAUAAAUCCUACUGGCUCUCCACCACUGCCCCCAUCCCCAUGAUGCCUGUCGGCAGGGCCCAGAUUCCCCAGUACAUCAGCCGCUGCUCUGUGUGUGAGGCACCCUCACAAGCCAUUGCUGUGCACAGCCAGGACAUCACCAUCCCACAGUGUCCUCUGGGCUGGCGCAGCCUCUGGAUCGGGUAUUCAUUCCUCAUGCAUACUGCCGCUGGUGCCGAGGGCGGAGGCCAGUCUCUGGUCUCACCUGGCUCCUGCCUAGAGGACUUUCGGGCCACUCCUUUCAUCGAGUGCAGUGGUGCCAGAGGCACCUGCCACUACUUUGCCAACAAGUACAGUUUCUGGCUGACAACAGUGGAGGAGAGGCAGCAGUUUGGGGAGGAGCCUGUGUCUGAAACACUGAAAGCUGGGCAGCUCCACACCCGGAUCAGUCGCUGCCAGGUGUGUAUGAAAAGCCUGUAGGGCGGCAACUGCCACUUUGCCCCCUGCUCUCCCCUCCCCCUCACAACAGUCACCUCACGAACCUGAAUGGUCUGAAGAAGGAAGGCCUGAGCCCUUUUGCCUGUCAAGUUGUACAUUGGAGUCUCAUUUGGGCUGGACUACUGGACACUGGUCACCCCAACUCUCAGGCCAAAAUAUAUAAGCCCACCUUGCUGAGAUCUGCUGUCCCAUUUCAGUCAACCUGGUGCUACUGUUUAAUUUGGAUGUUAGUGUGACUAUUCAUGGCUACCUCAGAAAGAUUUGCUGGGCCACCACUUUCUUAGAUUGCUAGCUUUCCUCACUAUCUUGACCAGAAAGCUCUUCAUAAUAACUAAUAUGUCAUUUCUUCAUGUCGAGAGGUUACUACACAUUAUUUGGCUUAACUAGAACCCAGUGUUACCACAUUCAAAAAAAUAUCAGGCUGAACCUUCGUGGACAGCUCAAGUCUGCAGAGGGCAAGCCCUCACUAUUCAAGGAGGCCCACUGUGUCUAUGCAGGUAAAAUUGGAAUGGGGUCCCAGCCAGUAGCCCUGGUUGAGCUUUGACUCCAAGAGUGAGCCAGAUCAGAACCCAUAUUGCUUAGGGAGGUUUGAAGGCCAGCAGCUGAGAGGGGCUCAUUAACGUUCUAUGGUCCUAGACAAACGACUUCCUCCUUGCCAGCCCCCUCCCUGGCCAGAGACAGAGGACUUGGCCUGGUCCAAAAUAUAGCAGAGGAUACAACAAAUGUGGCCAAGCUCAUGAAAGGAAAUGAGAAUGGCAGCCCUUCCUGGGCCAGGGGUAGAGGGGAAGAUGGGGAAGGAGAUGUGAGUUUUGCUUCUGACUCCAGGAACAAAAAGAUAAAGCCCAUGUCCCAGUUUCUCAGAAGUCCCUGUUUAUUCCAAAUGCCAUCCAGAUGUGUGCAAUCUGCCAAAUUGAAACUGCAGUCUGUUGGUUCCUUUGCAUUCUGACUCUGUUAGAGACUUUCCGUUGAAAUGAUUAUCCAACUGCUCUUUCACAGGUAGCCUGUUAAACUACUUUAAUAUGUUUUUUAAACCUCAUAAAAAUCUAGCACACUCCUCUCUUGAGCAGUUAGCAGACCUAAAGCAAGCCUGAGUUGGCUAUAAAGUACAUUAUAUUCCAUUUGGGGGGAUUUGUUUUAGCCAGUUUCCUAGAAUACUCUUAGCUAUGUUGACAUGAGGCGAUUCCUUCCAGGUGAUUCUUCUGUUUCCUUACGUAUUAUGUAAACUGUGCCAAUGCAGACAAAUCAUAAUCAGUAUAAUCUGAAUUGUUAUAUUCACCUCCUGGCUGAGUAAUAAACAUGGUGUCAGCUUUGUACAUAGCAAAUAAAAGAAAUGAAACGUGGACAUUUGA
Carlito syrichta (Philippine tarsier) is the source of this 6670-nucleotide messenger RNA. It is a transcript of the gene COL4A6, whose product is annotated as collagen type IV alpha 6 chain. Gene Ontology annotation, molecular function: extracellular matrix structural constituent. Gene Ontology annotation, cellular component: basement membrane; collagen trimer. The record is from RefSeq and is a predicted model, not a curated record. The transcript is spliced from 45 exons. Lineage: Eukaryota; Metazoa; Chordata; Mammalia; Primates; Tarsiidae. Bases 237 to 5303 code for a protein of 1688 amino acids.